This is a messenger RNA of Miniopterus natalensis, 1278 nucleotides long. It is a transcript of the gene PROP1, whose product is annotated as PROP paired-like homeobox 1. The record is from RefSeq and is a predicted model, not a curated record. Lineage: Eukaryota; Metazoa; Chordata; Mammalia; Chiroptera; Miniopteridae. Gene Ontology annotation, biological process: regulation of transcription by RNA polymerase II; pituitary gland development. Gene Ontology annotation, molecular function: DNA-binding transcription factor activity, RNA polymerase II-specific; RNA polymerase II cis-regulatory region sequence-specific DNA binding. Gene Ontology annotation, cellular component: transcription regulator complex.
GACGCUCAAGCAAAGGACUGGGGAAUCAGAAAAAAAUAGAAAAAAGGAGAGGCAGUGAAAAAACGAAGAUAUCUAUCUAUAUCUACACAGAGAGAGAGACUCAAGAGAGGUAUAAACAGAGGAGGUAACAGGCCUAGAGGUAAGCAACAGGAAGGGAGAAAGGCUGGCCCAGCUUUAGCGACGCGGGGACACAGACCCCACGCCCAGGGUGUGCGCUGUUCGGUAUGGAAGUAGAAGGAAGGAGCGAGCGGGGCAAGCGAAGGAAGGGGCGAGUCUGCAGCAGCGUCUGGCAGAGUCUCCAGAGCUGCCCGGCCACUGGGACUCAGGCCUCCACGGUGGACAUGAGCACUCAGCCCUGCAGGAACCUUUCUGGUGCAGCGGUGGGGACACCAAGGCUUUCCCCGCACGGAGAACGGAGAGGCCACCCGCACUCCCGGCGCCGCCACCGCACCACCUUCAGCCCAGCGCAGCUGGACCAGCUGGAGUCAGCCUUUGGGAGAAACCAGUACCCUGACAUUUGGGCCCGAGAGGGCCUUGCCCGGGACACCGGCCUCAGCGAGGCCAGAAUCCAGGUCUGGUUCCAGAACCGCAGAGCUAAGCAGAGGAAGCAAGAACGGUCACUGCUCCAGCCACUGGCCCACCUUCUGUCUCCUGCCACCUUCUCUGGUUUCUUGCCCGAGUCCCCUGCUUGCCCCUACUCCUACUCAACACCAUCUCCACCGGGCACCUGCUUUCCUCACCCCUACAAUUAUGCUCUUCCCUCUCAGCCCUCUACAGGUGGUUCCUUUGCUCGACCCCACCAGUCUGAAGACUGGUACCCCACCUUGCACCCAAACCCCGCUGGUCAUCUGCCCUGUUCCCCGCCCCCACCCAUGCUUCCUCUCAGCCUUGAGCCACCGAAGUCCUGGAACUAAGGUCAAACAAGUGCUGAUAAGAUAAUUGCCUAGCCCGUGGCCUUCAGGAAACACAGAGAAAACUAGGCAGUUUCCUUUCCUUCUAAGAGUAAAGUAGAAAUGUGGUGAGGGGCAGCUCAGAGAUUAGAAAUUUAAAAAUGGGAGAUCAUGAUAAAGGCUCAAAGAGGUAACUGAGAGAAUUUAGGGAGGUGAACCGACUGGAAGAUACACAAAACCCUCAGUAGAGGUGACCAGAGGAAGGGUAGUUUUGAUGGUAGCAAUGGUUGCUGCUGGUGUAUAAAAAGGGUUGAAAGAGAAAGAACUUGUGGGGGCUUCGUUCAUUGAGACCACGAUUUAAGAUCUUCAUCCCAGCUGUUGCUGGCUG